AUGUGCUUAUACACACGAUACAACCCCUCCUCUGAACCCUGGACAACCCCACCAACCCAUCCCACCCCUGGACGACCCCACCAACCCCCUCCCCUGAACCCCUGGGACAACCCCACCAACCCCUCCUCUGAACCCGUGGACAACCCACCAACCCCCUCUGAACCCCUGGACAACCCCACAACUCCCACCAACCCCUCCCCUGAAACCCUGGAACCCUCCACCAACCCCUCCUCUGAACCCCUGCGACAACCCCCACCAACCCCUCCCCUGAACCCCUGGACGACCCCACCAACCCCUCCCCUGAACCCGUGCGACAACCCCACCAACACGCUCCUCAACUGA
This is a messenger RNA of Penaeus vannamei (Pacific white shrimp), 342 nucleotides long. The record is from RefSeq and is a predicted model, not a curated record. Lineage: Eukaryota; Metazoa; Arthropoda; Malacostraca; Decapoda; Penaeidae.